Messenger RNA from Cyprinus carpio (common carp), 962 nucleotides. Its product is annotated as sideroflexin-5-like. Bases 16 to 819 code for a protein of 267 amino acids. The record is from RefSeq and is a predicted model, not a curated record. Gene Ontology annotation, biological process: monoatomic ion transport; citrate transport; mitochondrial transmembrane transport. Gene Ontology annotation, molecular function: monoatomic ion transmembrane transporter activity; citrate transmembrane transporter activity. Gene Ontology annotation, cellular component: mitochondrial inner membrane. Lineage: Eukaryota; Metazoa; Chordata; Actinopteri; Cypriniformes; Cyprinidae. The transcript is spliced from 12 exons.
UUGCCUCUGUGACUAAUGUGCAGGUAUCUUUGGGAGGCACAGAAGAUUAAACAGGCCACCAUCCAUCCAGACACAGGAGAGAAGAUCCCCAUGCCCUUUCGCAUGUCAGAUUCUGUGCCCUUUGGUACUCCAGUGGUUGUGGGCCUUCUUUUACCCAAUCAGACAUUUGCUUCCACCAUCUUCUGGCAGUGGCAGAGCCAGAGCAAUAACGCCUGUGUCAACUACUGCAACCGUAAUGCAACUCAGAUGUGGUAUAUAAGCAUUCCCACACCAAUGUCAAAGUUUUUCCAGGGUUACCUUGGUGCAGUCAGCAGUGCCGUUACUAUUGCAGUGGGGCUGAAUCUUCUUAUUAAAAGAGCUGAGCAUUUCAGUCCAGCUAUAAGAAUCCUGGUCCAGAGGUUCAUCCCGUUACCUGCCGUUGCAAGUGCCAACGUGUGUAAUGUUUUGCUGAUGUGCCACACUGAGCUGUCAGAGGGCAUCAGCGUACUGGACGACAAAGGCAAUGUGGUGGGCACCUCAAAUAUUGCUGCCAGGCAUGCUCUGAUGGAGACAUCCCUGACACGUGUCGUGCUGCCCAUGCCUGUUCUCUUGCUGCCAUCUUUAAUAAUGGCUACGCUGGAGAGGCUCCCUCUGCUGCAGAAGCACCCUCGUCUUGGGCUGCCUGUUCACAGCAUGGUGUGUGUCUGUGCGUUCGGCCUAGCGCUGCCUGUUGCCAUCAGCCUGUUCCCCCAAAACUCUCAGAUCCACGUGUCAGAGCUAGAGCCAGAGAUCGCUGCUGCAACAGAGUGCAAGAUCCUGACCUACAAUAAGGGUCUUUAACCAUUCAAAAUGCAAAGCGUCAUUAGAAAUGUUGAUUGCAUCUCACUGGAUUAUUCCUGCUGUGUAUGAAUGUGAAUCCUCUCUCAACCACACACAGAGACAGACUCACACCAGCGCUAAUCAUCCUUUUUCUAUGUACUUGA